GAUCCCGUCUGUAAGACAGCUGCUGCUAUUAAAGCUCUGAGGACCAAGGAGCGCAGGUCACAGAUAUCUCUGAAGAUCAGCUACUGGAGGAAAGAAAAAAAAAAAAAAACUACUUUGAAUUAUUAAACGCUGAGCCCUACUUAUCACAAUGCAUUGCCUGAAAAGUCUGAGGACAGCUAACCCGGGAAUCCUGCAGCUAUUUAAAAAUGCAGGGAUCUCUGCUAGAGUUGGAGCUGACAGCAUGGUUUUGUCCAGGACUCAGCAACCUGUUCUUCUCCCCUGCUGGGCAGCAGCAUCACCCCACACCCACAGAGCCUAUCAUCACCAGCAGGGCCCUGAUGUGGACCAAGGACACUCCAAAAGCAGGUUGAUGUCCAGCAUGGAGGACCUGCUUUUCUACACCAUCACUGAUGGCAAAGAGAUGAUCCCUCUCUCCCAGUUCAUCUCUGCUUUAAGAAAAACAGGCUUGUUAACAUCUGACCCUCGGCUACGCGAUUGUGUCCAUCAGAUGCGACAAUCCACCCAUGACUCCAUUGGGACAGUCAUGAUGGAUAAGAAGCUUUUCAGAAGGUGUGUGGGCAACAACAUCAUAUUGCUGACUAAGGCUUUCAGAAAAAAAUUUAUCAUCCCAGACUUUGAAAAGUUUGUCCUCCAAAUUGAUACGUUGUACGACACUGCGCAUCGGCAGGAGGGAGGACAGGUGGCUGACUACAUUCCACAGCUGGCUAAGUUCAGCCCUGACCUGUGGGGUGUAUCUCUGUGCACGAUCGACGGACAGAGACACUCUGUGGGUGACACCAAGGUUCCCUUCUGUCUGCAGUCAUGUGUGAAGCCUCUGGAGUACGCCAUCGCUGUGCACGAGUUUGGCAGUGAGCACGUUCACCAGUUUGUGGGCAAAGAGCCAAGUGGUCUCAAGUUCAACAAACUGUCACUAAAUGAGGAAGAUAAACCACACAACCCCAUGGUGAAUGCUGGAGCUAUUGUCAUCAGUUCUUUAAUUAAGCCUCAUUCAAAUAAGGCUGAGAGGUUUGACUAUGUGAUGGAGUUCUUGAAAAGCAUGGCUGGUACAGAGUAUGUGGGCUUCAGCAAUGCAACUUUCCAGUCAGAGAGGGAGACUGGUGACAGGAAUUUUGCCAUUGGGUAUUACCUCAAAGAGAAAAAGUGCUUUCCUGAAAAUGCAGAUAUGAUUGCAGCUCUUGACUUUUACUUUCAGCUGUGCUCCAUAGAGGUAACCUGCGAGUCAGGAAGCGUCAUGGCUGCCACGCUGGCAAAUGGGGGUAUUUGUCCAAUCACAGGCGACCGCGUGCUGAGUGCUGAGGCAGUCCGCAACACCCUAAGUCUCAUGCAUUCGUGCGGCAUGUAUGACUUUUCUGGACAGUUUGCCUUCCAUGUGGGCUUGCCGGCUAAAUCUGGCGUUUCAGGUGCUGUACUGCUGGUGGUCCCCAAUGUCAUGGGUAUGAUGUGUUGGUCCCCACCAUUAGAUCGUCUUGGAAACAGUGUUCGUGGCAUUCACUUCUGUCAGGAUCUCGUGUCUUACUUUAACUUCCACAAUUACGACAACCUGAGGCAUUUCACCAAGAAACACGACCCAAGAAGACGAUCAGAUGACGAUGAUGAUCCAAACAAGUCAGUGGUAAACCUGAUGUUCGCAGCAUACAAUGGUGACGUCUCUGCUCUAAGAAGGUUUGCCCUUUCGGCUGUGAACAUGGAGCAGAGGGACUACGACUCUCGCACAGUGCUCCACAUCGCUGCUGCCGAAGGUCAAGUGGAAGCUGUAAUCUUUCUAACCGAGAUAUGUAAAGUGAAUCCUCACAUGAAGGACAGAUGGGGGAAUACACCUCUAGAUGACGCCAUGCAGUUUGGCCAUGAAGUUGUUGUUUCGCUCCUGCAAGAGUACCAGCGUGUGUACGAUGACAUCGACUCACUGAGCAACACAGAUGAGCAGAAAGCCGCAUUUGAUACGCUGAAGAGCAUUGUUUAGAUCUACUAGGGAUCAUGAGAGCUUGCAAUGGAAAUUAGUCUUUUUUUUAUUAUGUAGCUGAGAGGAAUGAAAGAGAAGUGAGACUGAGAGCAGUGAUGAAUGAAUUAGUUCAACUUAAAUGUGGUAGAAAUGUUACGUGAGCAUCGUCUCAUAGACUGUGAAAAGCUGUAUCUCUUUGCAGACAGAAGGUUUGUAUCAGAAAAGCACUAUACAAACAAGCAAUGUCACGCUUGUGUGGAGAAAAAUUACAUUGAUUUAUAUUGUGAUUUGGACUGCGUUGAAACUUUAAUGCUUUUUUUAUGCUCAGCUUCCGAUAGAUAAAUGAGAUGUAAAUAUCUAAAGUGCUUAUUUAUUUUUAACACGGUGAGAUGUUGUAUCAUCUGCCUUAUUAGUGAGUAAUUUAAUCAUAAUAAUAGGUUUAUGCUUCCACUGAAAUGACUGUAAAUAUGCCUAAAGCUGCUUUAAUAAUUAUUCUACCUUGACAGGAUACGAUUCAUAGUCAUGGCAAAAAGAAGGGACAGCCUCUUUAAAUUAUAAGGUUUUAAUAUCUUGUAGAUAAUUUCCGGAGUAGGACCACACCCACACCUCUAUACACACCCCUUCUAGUUCUGUCUUUAUAUGACCCCCACCCCUACACUACAAGCUGUGUGUUCUUGAUUUUGUCCCCCAGCCUUCCUCUCUUUUUCAGUUCAUUCCCUCCUCAUUUUUACAUGGGGAUCUGCCCUGCUGCCAGUCCCAUCUGAGGCCUUCCCCAAACCACAGUCUCAAUUCAUGCUCACACCAUCUGCCAUUAUCUACUAGAAAUGCUGUAAAACCUAAAUGCGAUGUGGUUCCAGCUAGUGAAAGGACAUUAUAUAAAAAAAAAAAAAAUUUAAAAUCCAAAAGCUGUGUGUGGAAAAACUAAGUAGAGCCUCUCUGCAUCCAUAGGAAUUAAGGGGGUAAAUAGCAGCCAAGUGCUGCUAAUCAAGUGCACUUAAUUAACUGAUGAUCAGCAAGUUUGACCACCUCUGUAAAAGCAGAUGUUUAGACAGUUUGCAGGUCUGAAGCAUUCAGGUGUGUUAACACAGUGCCAAGACUCUACAAGCCUCAGUUGGACAGUACAAUUAGAAAAUGACAGAAAAUGUCUUGGAAAGGUUUCUAGGAGAAAGCCUCUUCUCCCUAAAAAGACCUUAUCAGCACAACUUCAGUUUGCAAAAUUUAAUCUGAACAAACCACAAAUGUCCUUUGGGCACAAGAGCAAAAUGGAGAUGUUCAGUCAAAAUGCAAAGAGCUGUAUUUGGCAAAAAAACAAACACAGCAUACCAACACAAACCUCAUACUAGCUUUUAAGCUGGAUAAUGUAGGGGUGAUGAUUUGUGUUAGUUUUGUAGUCAGAGCAUCUGGGCAUCCUGCAGUCAUUGAGUCGACCAUAAACUCCUCUGUAUACCAAAGUGUUCCGAGUCAAGUGUAGGGCCAUCAGUCUGACGGCUAAAUGGCAACAGAAAUGAAGAUGUUACAAUGAUCCAAAGUCCACAACUUAACACUGGUGUUCCAGCAGUUUCCAGUUCAUGGCAGACUUGAAUCUUGGUGGUUCCUGCAUUCUUCCUGAUCAUCCUAACUAAUUUCCCUUUAUUUAAAUGUGACAGUUUGGUUCUUCUUCCUGACACAUCCAAAUAACCUGUACUUGUGUACAGUUUGAACUUAUGAUCUUAGAAUCUGCAGUUGUUUAGAAAUGGCUCCAAGAUACCUUCCCAAUUUAGUAAAUCUGUAUUUCUCCUUCUUACAUCUUCACUGGGCUCUUUGGACUUUGCCAUUGUUCUGAGUAUUGGUCAGUUCAAUGAGUACUGUCAAAUAGACUGUAUAUAAA
This is a messenger RNA of Oreochromis niloticus (Nile tilapia), 3827 nucleotides long. Its product is annotated as glutaminase kidney isoform, mitochondrial. Gene Ontology annotation, biological process: L-glutamine catabolic process. The transcript is spliced from 18 exons. Gene Ontology annotation, molecular function: glutaminase activity; protein binding. Bases 149 to 1981 code for a protein of 610 amino acids. The record is from RefSeq and is a predicted model, not a curated record. Lineage: Eukaryota; Metazoa; Chordata; Actinopteri; Cichliformes; Cichlidae.